AUGUCAGACAAGAAGCGCAAGUCAUCGGACCAAGGAGGACCUAAUCCGAAAAGACCAGCUCUACAGGGCACGGUUUCCGUCAAGCACCUCUCCAGCAACAGUAUUGCAAAGCCAGCAAUUGUAACAUCUCCUGGGACAGUCUUGGCUGCCAACACCACUUUUCAAGCACACGCGACCAGGUCCAAAGAUCCGGAAUUGCUCUUGUACUCUUCCGACCAUGACACAAUCGACUUCACCGCCCGAGAGACACGCACUACCACCACUUCAGAAGCACACACGAAGCACUACGUUGCAAUAUUCGACCCUGCCACGAAACAACUCACGGUCACAGAGGCCAAAAAGCUAGCGGCACGCUCAACGGUGCGACAGGUAGAGCAGGACAAAGCGGACUCGGACAGCGAGAAUGAACAUCCAACGCCCUCCCAAAGAGCAUCUCGCGCCGCGCUCGUCGAAGCAUUUGGUACCAAGAAGUCCCGCAAGGCUUUGCAAGGCGCUGCUGAGAAUCGCCUUCUGGCUCGAGGCAGCGGCAACGACAGUCUCUCCGAGGCCAUUCGCUCAAGUGUGAAACAGGAGGAUGUUCUCGCCGACCCGGAUUUCGGCGCUUCACAGGAGGCCGCUGCACAAUCGAACAAACCUCUUCCACCAGCCAACCUCACCACCACAGACAUUCGUGAAGUCUAUGCUAUCAGCAGACUGGUCCGGCCCAGAGGUCAAGCAACACUCGACGACAUAUCCGUCGCCAAGUGGGAAUCCUAUGCCUCGCGUACGCCGCCAAAGCCGAUUGUUUCAGCGUUUCACUUCGUCGCCAACCGCGCGGGACCUCUCCUACAACGACAAGCACAACUUCUCGAAACGGGCGAGUCUCCGAACCGCUUUCUCCCGCUUGUCAAGACGCAUAUUCGUCUCCUUCGAUACAUCGAGUUUCUUCUCUAUCUUCACAAAUUCCUCGCAGCCGCCAAACCUCGACGACAACUUGACCGCCUUGAUCGAGACGCUGCAAAUAUCCAGGACAUGUGCGCCAUACUUCCCUUUGCAUCUCUGCUCAAUCACUUUUCACACUUCUUUCCCGACAAUAUGCCUACGGCACCAGCGAUGACGUUGUUGAGAUCAACGAUUCUGGCCUUUACGCUACACAUUCCUCCAGCAGGCCGUGUACCAGAUACACAAGUCCUCGUGACCGAGCCGACCGACAUCGCUCGCGACCUGGGCAAGGACAUUGAUGAGAUGCUGAAGCUGUAUCGAGAAUUGGGGUGCCAGAACAAGCCGCUGAGUGACACGGAAAUCGCGAUGUGGGGCUUAGAGAGGUUGAGAAAGGGGGACAGUAAGGUCGCCACCAAGGUCAAGUUCGCGAAGCUAAAAUUCCCAAUCGAGUUUGUCAAGGUCAGUCAGGGAGCAAGGGCGAGGGGCCGACGAUGA
Molecule: messenger RNA, 1416 nt
Organism: Cyphellophora attinorum
Lineage: Eukaryota; Fungi; Ascomycota; Eurotiomycetes; Chaetothyriales; Cyphellophoraceae
Exons: 1
Coding region: 1-1416 (471 amino acids)
Biological process (GO): transcription elongation by RNA polymerase I; nucleolar large rRNA transcription by RNA polymerase I; RNA polymerase I preinitiation complex assembly
Cellular component (GO): RNA polymerase I complex
Molecular function (GO): DNA binding
Source: RefSeq, a predicted model, not a curated record